ACACUGGACCUCCUCCAGACAGAAUAUAAAAGCUGGGACAGUCCCACUGCUGAGACAGAAAGCAACACAGAGGAGAACAGACACUUGAACAGUGUUUCAUCUCACAACAAGAAGACUCGACACUAAACACACACUGAAGAUGAUGUGUUCUCAUGGAUUCCAAUCUGCCCUCAGUCCAUUCAUGGACUUUUACUGGCCUGUACGCAGUCUGUGGCCAGAGGUCAGACCUCUGCUCCACCAGCAGAAUCUACUGCAGAGAAACCUACAGGAGCUGUGCAGCAGUCUGGAACUGAUGGACAAACUUCAACACAAGAUCCUGGAGGAGACAGAGCCUUUCCAAAGCAGUGUGGCCAUGCAACCAGUCUCCUACCAGCUAGAGAAAGAGGGAGAAAACUUUGGCCUGACCCUGGACACUCAAGGCUUUUCCCCAGAGGAGCUGUCUGUCAGACAGGUGGGCAGGAAGCUGAGAGUCAGCGGGAAGUCCGAGAAGAAGCAGGAGGACGGGAAAGGCUCCUACUCUUAUAGACUCCAGGAGUUCAGACAGGAGUUUGAUCUGCCUGAAGGUGUGAACCCCGAAGCCGUCACCUGCUGCCUGGCUCCAGACGGGAAGCUCCACAUCCAGGCAGCCAAAGGUCCAUGUGCAGAGGAGGCUGACAGAGAGCUGACUAUCAACAGGAGCUUGGAGUAGAAAACACAGUAGAGUGUGUGUUCACACACACAGGGAAGCAGCACAAAGACAGAUGACAACACACAAGACAAACCUGAACACACAGACUGAUCACAAUGUUGUUGUGCCAAUAGAAAAUUAAAUGAUAAUGAUAUGUGCCUUCUGUAUCACUAAGUUUAUUAAAAAUUUAAACAAUGUUUUCCUUAAUCAUAACUACUUAAUUCACAAUAAAAUGAAUACAAUAAAA
Messenger RNA from Lates calcarifer (barramundi perch), 914 nucleotides. RefSeq names its product heat shock protein 30. The record is from RefSeq and is a predicted model, not a curated record. Gene Ontology annotation, molecular function: protein folding chaperone. Bases 140 to 688 code for a protein of 182 amino acids. Gene Ontology annotation, biological process: response to heat; protein refolding. NCBI's taxonomy places the organism in Eukaryota, Metazoa, Chordata, Actinopteri, Centropomidae. The transcript has a single exon.